Molecule: messenger RNA, 2810 nt
Organism: Pelobates fuscus (common spadefoot toad)
Lineage: Eukaryota; Metazoa; Chordata; Amphibia; Anura; Pelobatidae
Gene: TINAGL1
Product: tubulointerstitial nephritis antigen like 1
Exons: 12
Coding region: 139-1542 (467 amino acids)
Biological process (GO): proteolysis
Cellular component (GO): lysosome; membrane
Molecular function (GO): cysteine-type peptidase activity; G protein-coupled receptor activity
Source: RefSeq, a predicted model, not a curated record
CUAUACAUAAAGGAGUGUCGCAGUUCCAGUGUUCAACAAGUGUACUGAUUGUUGGAAGUUGAACCAGUGCAUACCUACCUCUAGGACUGACUGCCCCAGGACACAAGAAACUAACCUCCAGGACCAAUUUUACAUCUUAUGUCAAAGAUGAAGCUUAUUCUUCUCACUGUUUUGGUGGUCUGUGUAUGGAUGACAGAAAGAGUUUCAUGUCAAAAAUCCCGUACCCGACGUGAACUGGCCCCAGGACUUCACACUCGUGGAAUAAGAGAUGCUGGUGGCUCCUACUGUGAGAAGCACAACGCCUGUUGCCCAGAGAGAAAUGAUGGCUGCACUGUACCAUAUUUGGAUACAAUUUGUUAUUGUGACCUUUUCUGCAACAGAACUGUAUCUGACUGCUGUCCAGACUUCUGGGAAUAUUGCUUGGGAAUCAGCCCACCAAACAUUGUCGUUAAAGCUUGUACUAGAGAUGGCCAGCAUUUUCCAAAGGGGGCAACCUACCAAGACAACUGCAAUUUGUGCACUUGUUCACAUGCCGGAAAUUGGCAUUGUGAAGAAAACGCCUGUCUUAUUAACCCAAGGACCAUUAAUGCUGUGAACAGAGGGAAUUAUGGCUGGACGGCGGCAAACUAUAGCAACUUCUGGGGUUUAUCUCUAGACCAAGGAAUACAAUAUCGACUGGGGACCAACAAACCCUCCCCCACAAUCAUGAACAUGAAUGAGCUACAUGUAAACAUGAACAAUGAGGUCAUGCCCGUCUUUUUCAAUGCUGCAGAUAAGUGGCCGGGAAUGAUCCAUGAGCCACUGGAUCAAGGCAACUGUGCCGGUUCGUGGGCUUUCUCCACCGCAGCGGUUGCAUCGGAUAGACUCUCCAUUCAGUCAAUGGGUCACAUGACUCCAGCUUUGUCUCCUCAGAAUCUGCUUUCUUGUGACACUCGGAACCAGCAUGGUUGCAGAGGGGGCCGGGUGGAUGGAGCUUGGUGGUAUUUAAGGAGAAGAGGAGUUGUGACUGAUGACUGUUACCCAUUCGCGGCUACAGCAACAAAUGGUCAACACAACCCUUGCAUGAUGCACAGCCGUUCAGCAGGACGAGGGAAGAGGCAGGCAACCUCCCACUGCCCCAACCCACAUUCCUAUUCUAAUGAAAUCUACCAGUCCACACCAGCCUAUCGCCUGGCUUCCAGUGAGAAAGAAAUAAUGAAGGAAUUGUAUGAGAAUGGGCCUGUGCAAGCUAUUAUGGAGGUACAUGAAGAUUUCUUUAUGUAUAAGAGUGGAAUCUAUAGGCACACGCCAGUGAUGGCAAAUGAACCAGAGAAAUACCGUCGUCAUGGGACACACUCUGUAAAGAUCACCGGAUGGGGAGAGGAAAGAAGGGCAGAUGGACAAAUACAGAAAUAUUGGCUGGCUGCUAACUCCUGGGGCACGGAAUGGGGAGAGAGAGGAUAUUUCCGCAUUGCCCGUGGUGAAAAUGAAUGCGAAAUCGAAGCCUUUGUAGUAGGAGUAUGGGGAAGAGUUGAUAUGGAAGACGUUUCACGCAAAAAAUAAGGGGUCCAUGGACACUGUUUUUCUAAUUUGGGCAAAGGGAUAGUGUAGACCCUAGCUCAGACCCUCAGACUUUAAUUUCUGAAAACUGCAAGCUGAAUCAUGAUGUCAAAGGUGUAUCCCUCUUGUACUUAGGGGAAUUUCACAUAAGGGGUAAAUGUGGCUUUACAGGAAACCUGUGAACCUCUGUAGGUAUUUAUUUCUUCCUGUUAAUCUAAUCACAGGACCUUUUCCAUUUUAGCCUACACGAGGGAUCUAGAACUCUGUUACAGGAGACAACUUUGAGCGUGCAUCAGCAAGGAAAGUGCCCAAUUCCCAUACUGAUUAAAUGCUGAUGUUCUGAAAUUUAGGGUUAGUAAAGCUUUCAUAAACUGAUCCUGGUGCACUAGCUCCCAUUUAUAAUGGGAUUAAAUGUGAUGGCAACAAUAAUUGCUCUAUUUGUGUAUUGUCACUAGCACAUACACACCUUAGCUAUUCUCACAUUCCCCAUCAGCAGUUCCUCCUCUUCUGUGUCUUCACUACACCUUAGCAAUGCGAUGGAUUAGCAUCAUUAUGGCCACAGUAAUUUGUGGAAAUAACCAGGUUAUAGACAACAGAGAUACGCUGAGCUGCUCAGUAUUAAAAUCCUCAAUGUGAGCAGGAUGCAGCAGGGGUCCUGCGUGUAGUUAAGCUUACACUAUGGUGCUGACACUGGAGAUUCAGUGUGUGGGAUUUAGAUGGGAUAAUAGUGCACAUAAUCCUAUAAGCUCUGCAUGGAUCAAAGGGGUAUUGUUUGGGGCUAUGAACAUUAGGCAAACAGGCCUGCGAACUAGUCAAAAGCAGACAUUCCCCGCCAGCCAGAACUUACGGGAGGGAGGGGUGAAAACAUCCCUACAGAGGACCAAAGUGAACUAAUGGCCCCAUUAUGUACAAUGGGUUAAGACAAAAAAAGUUAUUUGACAUUUAGGAAGAAAUGGCUUGAGAAUCACGCUCUUUUUUUACUCACAUUCUUUAUGGUUUUUCUCCAUGGCUUAUGUUAGGUCUUCCUAUUUUUUUUGUAUAAACCAGAGUUUACCACAAAUAUUGCUGUAUCGCACUACGUUUAUAUAACCCAAUACCUGGCAGAAAUGACUACCAAUCCAGCGACUUUUCCAUAAACAAGGAAAUCAUUUUGGUUUCAAAUCUUUAUUAAAACAUUAAAUCUAUGCGGACAUAAAUCUAAAUAUAUAAAAUGUGAAAAUGAGUGUAACUUAUUUAUUGAAUUGUUCAGAAAAUAAACCUGUUUAUAUGAC